UAAAGUGACAUUAAGUAAACUUUUGGACUUUUUUCACCCUAUUUUGUUAUUUUCAUUUAGCAAUCUUAAUUCACUUAUUCUUUCAGUUACAGCUUGCCUGUACAAUAAAAAUAAGGUGGAAUUCUCCUUUUACCAUCUCAAAAUUAUCCUUUGUUCUUGGCUUAUUCAGGUGCUGAUCUGGGCUGAAAGUCUCAAUCGGGGCUUUUUGUUUACUAUGUUAUUUACAUCCUUUCUCUAGAUGUUGUUUUAAAAUUAUAUAUUUCAAUUUAUGACUCAAAAUAUUGGUUACUUGUUUUAUAACUUUGAUGAUUUAAACAUCUCAUAUAGAUUUCAAUAUAAUAAACAAGUAAAAUAAUUAAUUACUAUAUAUUUUCAAAACCAGUCAAGACAUUUACUCAUGAAGAAUUCUUCAGGCAAAAAUUAUUUUCAACCAUUUUUUAUCUAAUAUACAAAAAUGAAAAAAUUACAACAAUGGCUUAAUUUUAAAGUGAAAUUGUUGCAACCACUUCCACCACAUCAUUAAAAAAAAUUCACUCAAAUAGCACCACAGAACAUGAAUUUAUUGCUCCAUCUCGGAUUCUCUGACUGAGUGCGGAAAAGGGUUCUUUUUUUAAGAAUGUCUUUGUUCUUGUGAAUCAUCUCUGUGCUAUCUGUUCCUGUACAGAGAGAAGAUUAGGAGCACAUUAUGGAGCAAAUAUUUUUAAAAGUCUGGAAUCUCCUUUGCAGUACACUUGUGAACAAAAUUGACAUUGACUGCGUUGUUGAUGGUCAUCUUUUUAACGAAUGCGCCAUAUUGUUUUUUCUACCAUCAGUCGCCAACUGAAAUGUUCGCCGAAAUUAUUUGUUCGUCAGCUGUUAUAAUGUUUAAUUCUAGGCUUUAAUGGAACUCAUUUUUAUGAAUGAAGAUUAGAUUGUAAAGACAAUUCUACGUAAAUUAGCUCCUGAAUUAAUACGUCGAAUCGGAGGCAUUUUAAGCCUUAUUUUACCAUUUUCAUCUGGCAACCUGUUCGAUACACUCUUUCGCCGUCUGUACAUAUUGCAGCAAUACGGAAUAAUUCUUUGUUCCCUUUCGUUUUCUCAUAACCGUCUGUCUUGGUGGCUACAAGUAUUGAGUGUCGAAAGGUAUUUGUUACGAAGCGCUUAUGGACUAUUUUGAAUGAACUCUAACAUAUCAUUUUUUGCUCAAAGAUGAAAGUAGAUUUUACUGUCCACCGUAUUUCAAGCAAUUUCUGUUUGGAGUCCAACUACUACAUAAAAUUAAACAUUACUUUUCUAACAACAUGAUGAUGAAUUAAAAUGUUAUGAAAUUAGGUGACUAUUAUCAUUCAUAAAGCAAAGUUAUGGAAACGAAAAUAAAAUCAUACAACUGUGAAGUGUGCGGUAAAGAGUUCAAUAAGAAUGACAGAUUAAAAUUACAUUUACGUAUUCAUACAAAAGAAAAGCCUUUUUCUUGUGAAAUUUGUGGUAUAGCGUUUAAUCAAAAAAGUAAUUUAAGUACCCAUGUACGAGUUCAUACAAAAGAGAAGCCUUAUAAUUGUGAAGUCUGUGGUAAAUUAUUCUAUCAAAGUGGCAGUUUAAAAGAACAUUUAACUAUUCAUACAAAAGAAACACCUUAUGCUUGUGAAAUUUGCGGUAAAGCGUUUAGACUAACCAAACAUUUAAAAGCACAUUUCAAUAUUCAUACGACAGAAAAGCCUUUUACUUGUGAAGUCUGCGGUAAAGCAUUUAAUCAGAAAAGUAAUUUAAUCGUCCAUUUGCGGAUUCAUACGAAAGAAAAACCGUAUGAUUGUGAAGUCUGUGGUAAAGUAUUCUCUCAAAGUGGCAGUUUAAAAGAACAUUCAAUUAUUCAUACGACAUUAAAACCUUUUGAAUGUGAAAAAUGUGGUAAAUCGUUUGGACUAGCCAGGCUAUUAAAAAGACAUUUAAUUAUUCAUAUGACAGAAAAGCCUCAUAGUUGUGAAAUCUGCGGUAAAAUGUUCACUGAGAAUGGCAGUUUAAAAAAACAUUUGCGUAUACAUACGAAAGAAAAGCCAUACGGUUGUGAAAUAUGCGGUAAAUCGUUCAGAGUAAUCAGUCAUUUAAAAAGACACUUACAUAUUCACACAAAAGAAAAACCUUUUGCUUGUGAAAUUUGCGGAAAAUCGUUUAAUCAAAAAAAUAAUUUAAGCGCCCAUUUACAUAUCCAUUCAAAAGAAAAGCCUUAUGUUUGUGAAAUCUGUGGUAAAGUUUUCACUCAAAAAGGCAGUUUAAAUAAACAUUCAAUGACUCAUACGACUUGAAAACCCUGUUGUUAAAAAUGUGGUAAAUUGUUUGGAUUACCAGCUAUUAAAAAAACAUUUAAUUAUUCGUACGACGGAAUUUUUACUGAGAGUGACAGAUUGAAAAAUCAUAUAUGUAUUCAACGAAAAAAAAAAUACUUUAUGGUUUUGAAAUAUGUUGUAAAUCGUUGAUAGAAAUCAGUCAUUUAAAGAUACAUUUACGUAUUCAUAUGAAAGAAAAUCCCUAUGACUAUGAAAUCUCUGACUAAUAGUUCAGAUUUAAAAAUGUAUAUAUACAUUUCUCCGUAUUCAUAAAACAGAACAGUGUGAUGCUGGAAUGACAGAUUAAAGCAUAUAUCUACGAAAAUAUUUUGUAAUUAUAUUUACUUACUCUUAAUUAGAAACUAUCUUGUGUACAUGAAAUGUGCAUAGAAAUAUUAAAAGAAUUCUUGCAUACAUUGACAAUAAUUAUUAACCCAGAGGAAGUAUCUCCUGAAUGUGAUACUUCUGAGAACGAGUUUCUGCUUGACUAAUUUCAGUGUGCUGUCUUUCAUUUGUGUGGAAACGCUAUGGGAUAAUAAAGUGAAUAUCAGUAGGCAUGUUUGUGAGUAUGAAGUAAAAAGGUCAAAGAAGAAUAAAAUGCUCAUGAAUUAGAAAUUUAAGAACACCUAUUACUCUAA
Argiope bruennichi is the source of this 2938-nucleotide messenger RNA. Its product is annotated as zinc finger protein 723-like. The record is from RefSeq and is a predicted model, not a curated record. The transcript has 3 exons. The coding region runs from base 1341 to 2279 and encodes 312 amino acids. Lineage: Eukaryota; Metazoa; Arthropoda; Arachnida; Araneae; Araneidae.